CAUAACAGAUAAAAGGUUAUUGAAUGUUCAAAUAUCUCAGGUCUCAUGCGAGUAUCGCAUUUCAAUAAACCCAGGUAGCGUUUUCUGAAAUCGUAUUGACCCGUUAGAUAUGAUGUUCUUUUCCGAAAAGAAAAAAAAACAAACACACAACGUGGAAUACAACUUCACGUGCAACAAACAUUUUGAGGGUAAAUAAAAUGGAUUUAUAAAUCGGUAUUAGACAAUACAAAAAGAUAACCAGAAGGAAACAUGGAAACGACAACAGUAGAGCCGUUGUUACAAUUUUGUUACGACAAUGUCUUUGAAACCAAUAUAUCAGUAGAUUACAUCCACUGGUUCUUAAUUCCAGCCGUUGCCAUCAUGCUGCUAUUGUGUUUUAUGGAGAAGAGAAAGACAUUCAAACCCAACAUAAUGGGAGGCCGUCCCGCUGUUGUACGGCCACUCGGAUUUCUAGACGAGCCUGCUAACCGCUGGGGCGUUAUGUUUGUAUUUGGCUCUGUGACUGGGAAUGUUAUACAAAUAGCACAGAAAGCGGUCUCUGAUGAGCUAAACUGGCCGAUUUGGGCAAGAAUUUUUAUGGUAUACAUUUUAUGUCUGGAGACUAGUGUUGUAUGUUACCCCUUAUUUGCCUGUAUGACGACUCGUCAUAAAUUGGUUGGAGCUAUAGCGGGACUUCUUUACUCUCUAGGAUGGUUUACAUUAGAGAUGGUUCGAAAUGUCGCUAUUGGAAUUUGUUUUGUGAAGUAUGUAGACCCCCAAAGGGACAUGAAGAUGUCGGCACAUAUUCUGAUACAAGAAAUGCCCGUGACAAUUUGUAAUUUUCUAGUAGUGUUGAAGUUUUGUUGGAAACUUUACAAAUGUUUAAGGAAAGGAAUUUACAAAAUAAGCCACGAGGUAGCUACAGAACACGUGAAACUAUGUAAAUCAUAUCACCUGACAUACGUAAAACAUCUUCUGAACAAACGAUCCUUGGACAAUACUAACGAAACCUUGACAUGGAAGCAAAAGAUACAUCGGAAGAUUAUACGACCUGUGCCAGGAUUCAGAUUCCCCAUUUCCAUCACGAUAACAUCAUUUAUGUCUGGUGUGCUACUGUACAUGGUUGGUUUGUACUGUGCUAUGUUUAUGGAAAUCCAGUCAAAAACGUACUUCAUUGACUUUGUAGAUCUUAUAAGAGCUGCCAAUGUUAUUGCUACCAUGAUUACGUUGCUUUGUGGUAUAAGAAAUAUCUACAUUUUACUUAUGAACUACAGGCGAGACAUGCUCCUGUUGUUUAAGGGUGACAAGAGCUUCAUUCCAAAUACGGUACAAACACCUUCACCGAAUGUUUACAUGGCACAAGGGAUGCGUUUUAUUGGAACAUCAAUAACGGGAAUGUUUUGGGGAACAGUGUUUUGCUAUUUGCUUGUGUUUGUUCCAUUAGCGUUGAUGUUUAUGAUUAUCAAGAUCCUAAACUUGAGGAAGGAACUUGACGAGAUGUGGAAACAGUUCCAGUGGCUAAUAUAUCCGAUUUGUAUGGUCAUCAUAUUCAAAGUACAGACUUUCUUGAUUGGUCGAUAUUUCAUUCAGCCGAAAAUAAAUGCUGAGGACAAAUACAGGCCGCUAGCUGUAGAUAACAGGAAUAUUUACGAUGUAUUUAGCUUCUUCACUAUUUUCCUUAAUGCGAGUAUCGGACUCUUUACCUUCCUUAAGCGUAUUUUGCUUGGUGCAUUUUUGGGCGUGUUUAUGAUUCCUAGGAUGGACAGAAGCCUGCUAAUGCGAGGAUAUGAAGCUAUGGAUAAAUGUUAUGUAAACUACAUCGGAAUGAUAAUGGUUGAUGUGGCACACAAUCACCCUGUGAUGCGCGUGUUUUGUUUCCUCGUGAAAUCUAAUUUGGAAAAUAGAAGAGAUAGAAAACCUCUAAGAUAUGCAGUCGAGAACGCUGUUUAUGGCAAUUUAAGCUUCUCAAAUCACAUUCCAAUUGAAACAGGAAACAGCAUUGCCAAGAGAAGAUGGUGGCUUGCAUUGACAUUAAUCCGGAAUCCGUCACUCGUGGCUUUGCGAGUUCGGGAAAGUAAAAGAGAAGAAUCCCGACACAGAACAACGCUGAGUCUGACGGACAUUAAAUGCGAUGACAAAACAGCUAUUGUUGACCAGGAAAAUUCGGCAGACGCUUGGGGAUUUUCUAUAAGAUGUUGCAGAAAUUACAAGUUUGAGAUUCCUUCAAAUAUUCUCAUCAAUUUGAUGGCUUUGAUUGUAUUAUUAUCAGUGCUCGUCAUUUAUACUGGGUUUCCAAUUUUGUUAAGAAGUUUGAUGGAGGAGGCAGAAGCGCUUGCUCAGGCAACUUAAUGUACUUUAUAUAUUGUUGUUUCAACAUGACAUGCUCGUACAUUGUAUUACUAAAACUACGAGACGAAUUAUAGAUGAUGUUUAUAAUAUUAAUAAUGUUCAUGAUAUAAGUUUGUUUGGAGUAUUUAAUUACCUGUUAUAAUACGAUAUAUAAUAAGAUAACUUAUAUACUUAUAUGUACUCAUAACCUUGUAUGCUGUGCCUAUACAUUUCCUUUUAUAAAAAUUCGAUUGGAUUUAUACACAUUGUAUAUAGCUAUUAUAUUUUAGUAUUAAUACUUUCAUGGGGUAGGAACUUUUUUACAAGGAAUGCAUCGGAUGACUUGCCAUUUCUUUAUCUAAUACAUGUUUUGAAUUUCUUUUUUUUUGAUGUUUUACCGAACAGCUGAUAUAAUAGUUUUUUUUCUGUAUCUUCACAGGGAAGACAAUAAGCUGUUAAUUUAAUGAGUUAUGAUGAAGGUUGUUGAAAAAUG
This is a messenger RNA of Ruditapes philippinarum (Manila clam), 2800 nucleotides long. RefSeq names its product stimulated by retinoic acid gene 6 protein-like. Lineage: Eukaryota; Metazoa; Mollusca; Bivalvia; Venerida; Veneridae. Gene Ontology annotation, biological process: vitamin A import into cell. Gene Ontology annotation, molecular function: retinol transmembrane transporter activity; signaling receptor activity. The transcript has 18 exons. Gene Ontology annotation, cellular component: plasma membrane. The record is from RefSeq and is a predicted model, not a curated record. The coding region runs from base 250 to 2328 and encodes 692 amino acids.